GUUGACAACAUGAUUUUUGUGGGGGAUUUUAAUGUUUGCGGCGCAUUGAUGAGCUUAAGGCGCAAAACGCUGGAGCAGUCAGAAAUAGACAACAAAGUGAUUGCGAAUAAUAAAUAAUGGCAACUUUGGCAAAGCCAAAAAAAAAAACCAAAAAACAAAGCGUCUACAGCGAGCAGCGUAGGCAAGAGGAAGAAGAAGAACACGAUGAGUUAUCAACAAGUAGAGCCCAAGAACAAAGAUAUGAGGAAAAUGCGUCGUCUGCGCCUUCACUGUUGGAAGAAUUGGAACGAGUGGCUAGCAGUAGUGGGAAUAGCAAAGCUGCGGCCAAUAUUAUUAGUCACGACUGCUGCAUUUCAAGUGACGUAGACCCCGAUCUGAUAACAACGCCAGUAACAACAGAGGAAAGUGAAAUCUUGGAGGCUACGCCCAGUGCCCCCGCAGCGCCCGUCUCUAGCGUGCCGCUCGUGCAAUAUCCCAAUCUGCAGCCAAUUCGUUUAACGAAUGCGCUCAUCGAGGAGCAACAGGCACAGAUUGUUUACAAGCCACAAGUGGCACGCUGCACGGGCUUCGUCUUGGCCAGCAGUCAUCUGAAGCCGUUUACUAGCGAACAGCUGCGAGAAUACUAUCAAUGUCCCGAUCUGGAGUUGGCCAAACAUUUUGAGCUGGAAUUCCUCAUGAACACACUGCUGGAGUCCAGUGAAACUGAUCCACUCUAUUUGGAACUGCUUGAAUACUACAAUUUGCAGGGUAAAUUGUCGUCCAAUCUCCAUGACAUCAAACAGCGACGCAAGGAAUGCGGGGAGACGCAGCAGCAAGUGUGGAUCAGCGAAUCGGUGACACGCACCUUCAGCGGUCAUUGUGGGGACAGCAAUAUGGUGCAAGAGAGCGAAACCUACGAGAUCUAUAAAGUGGAUCCCGUCAAACUAGAGGUGGCAUCAGCUAAGCUGACAAACCUCUACGGUUUAGUUUGUCACACAUAUACCACAAAUCUGAUCAAAACGAAGACAUCCAAGGUCCGCAUCGAUCAGAUCAUCAAUGAGCUCUGUGCUUAUUCUCAUGUGGAUCCAUUGGCAUCCAUUGAGCUACACGAGCGAUUGGAUGACAAUGCUCUCAAAUGUGUGGCGCAGUUACGACGCGCUAUUGGAAUACUCUUUAGCUUUGCUCGCCGUCCUAGUCCGAAUGCGCAAUUUGAUUGCGACUUAAAGAUCUGGCUGCGCAAGCUUGUUGCCUUGCAGCUGCUGCUGGCCACCAAGGAGGAUCAUUGGUUUCUCCUCUUCAAUAUUUUGCGUUGUCCCAACGGCGUCGCUAUCUGGGCAGCCGAAUUUCUGCAGCUUCCAGGCAUGACACCAAGGCAAAGCAAGCCCAAGGGCACGCAGCCCAAUGAACUGCCACUGCCAUUGAAUUCGCCUGAGCUCAACCAUUGUGUGGCUGUGCUACAGAUACUGUUGCUGCCCAUCAAGAAGCGAAACGAAUACUUAAAGUCUCAGGCUCAGGCUCAAAAGGAGCUGUCGGAUGGCUCAGGCAGUAAUGAGCGCUGGACAGUGGUGGACUCUGAUGGCGAGGAUACAUUGACGCCCACAGGCGAAUACGGAGGCGUUAAAGAGGGCGAUCUAAUCGCACUGCUCAAUCAGCUACCCUUCGACAAGCUCUUCACCUCUGCCAUGUGCAUUGAAAAGUUUCUCAAUGACUACAUCAUUGAGCCUGAUAUGAUAACACCACAGCGCAUGCUCACCGUGGUCGCAUUCUUUGCCCAACUGCUGGAGACACUCGGCGAGGGCAUGUUGACCUAUAACAACGAACGCUACAAGCAGCUGGCCAAGCGCUUAGGGCGUCUAGUGCGACACACGCUGCAAUACGUGGCCGAUUACCACGAACUAUUUUUGCAGAAUAAACUGCCCAAGUCACAGGAUGUGUGCGAUCGCAUUGAACUUGAGUUGCAGGCGCUGUUAAUGCGUGCUUGCAGCUACAUCUAUCGAUCUCGCAAUCUGGGCACCUGGCAGUAUUUCACCACAUUGCCUUACAGAACAUUGAAUGCCGACAUCAUUUGGCAUUUGUUCUAUUACCUCAAUGUUGGCUUUCCCAAUGAUUUAAACACCAAGAUCUCAACGGACAUGGAGAUUGUCUAUCAAAUGGAGUUCUGGAGCAAGUUUGAUGUGGCCAAUGCUGAUGUGUCGCCCGAGGAUAUGUUCUAUCUGCUGCAGGCCUUCUUCGAAAUGGCUAAUGAACGUGACCUGACCAAGGAUGGACCGCUUAUACGCAUCAUUUGUCUCACCAUCUUCCAGAUUGGUUUCAUUCAUCAAGGCACCCGAGAAUAUUGUUAUAAAACGGCACGCGAUAUGCUUGUCAACAUCACGUUGGCCUAUGAGGAUCUCCUGGAUUGCCUGCUACUGCAGCUAAAGUCGCGCUUCUCUGAAACAGAGCAAGCCGCAUAUCUUUUCAAGGCAUUACCUCUAGAGAAUUGGCGUCCCUCAAUGGACAGCUUUGAGCUGCUAUCACACUGGCUGCUACACUUUGAUUAUCAAGCAGCCGAAAACCAAUUGGCACGUCUCAUCAUUGGCCAUCUCAACUGGGGCUUUGAUGUCGAGGGUCGUUUCUAUCUGCCUCACAACAUACACGUGCGCAUGGCCUGCCUAAUUACCGAAGCUAUUACCAAAUACACUCCCGAGGUAAUUGGUGCUUCGGGCAUCUCUGAGAGCGUGCGUCAAGUGUCCUCAUUGAUUGACUCGACACAGUCCAGCCGCGAACAAUUUACCAACUGGUGUUGGCGCAUGGUUUCCAUGCUGCGACUGCAUCUGAUGGAUCAGAGCAUCGAGUCAGUGAAGCGUACGCUACAGCAUCCAACGGAGCCGCUGCUCUUUGUACCCGACUUGCAGCGUCUGGACAUGAUCUGGCAGGGUGUCACUGAGCAGCGACCGCUGGCAUUGUAUGUGGGAGUUCUUGUUAGUUUGCACGGUCAUUCCAUACCCGUGAUUUGCCAGCAUGGCUUUGAUUUGCUGCAGCAAUUGAUCAGUGAUCAUCGCCACGCGGCUGUUAUUCGUUGUCUGGAGCUGAUCAUACCGCUGUUCCUCGAAACACCCGAUACGCUGGCGAACUGCGAGAGCUUUCAGAAGUUACUCAUUACGCUGUUGAAUGCGGAUCGAACGUAUCUGAAGCUGGCCAAGGAUAUGGUCUUUGCCAACUCAAUUGGUCCGAUUCUCGAGCUCCUGGACAACAUGCUACACCAUCAGAUUGUGUCCUACACUAGUUAUGGCCUCUGCUCACCGCUGAAUCUCAUUAAUGUCUGGCUAAAUUGCUUUACAACGCUGCCAGAUUGGGCGCAGAACACGCAUGUUCUCUAUCUGCUAGACAAGAUGCUAUGCAUCUCAUAUCAGUUCACCGAUUGCCGUGUGCAAGCUGUCGAGUUCUUCUACAACUACUUCAAGGACUGCACCGAUUGGAAGUCGCCGCCCAAGUCGACCGGAAUAAAAGGAUUUUUUGGAGGUCAGGCCAAUUCGCCAGUUCCACAAAUAUCACCGCAAUACUGCUGGCUUAAUCUUGUGCUGUUGGACAUUGAAUUUCGGCUUCAGGAUACACGCUUUUGGCCCGAAUUGCUGCGGCAACUGGGGAAUCAAACUGUGGAGACUGCGCUGAAGAAAACGCUGUCAUUAAGCAAGUCGAAUGCGUUUCCGGCUAGACAGCUGGUCAUCUACAAGUACGCUCAGCUACUCUCCACAAUGGACACCACACACGCACUCUUUCCGAUUGUGUGCCAGAAGUUCUUUGAGCUCUAUUUGUGGCGUGUGCCCGUCGAAUGUGAUGUGAGAAUCACCAAUGAGAAUAUGGGCGUUGCUGAAAAGUUCUACGAGCACAAUGUGCCACUGAUGAAAACGAUCAAGACACAACUCAAGUCUGCCGAAGUCUAUUACGCUGCCAUCGCCAAUAAGCGUGCUCAGGAAGAGGCCACGGCUCACAUGUAUCGCAGCUGCACCAAGCUGAUGCAGAGUUGUGCUUUGUGGUUGGAGGACACACAGAUCAAUCGAUUUGCUAACGAUGCUACCCAAUUACCAGCACAAUACAACAGCGAAAAGCUGCGCGAGCUACUCAAUGGUCAUGUGUCCCAUUGGACAGAGUAUCUGUGUCUGGCCGAUCUGCGCAAGGAUCAACGCCAGCAAGCGGAUGAAUGGACAGCUAAAAUAUAUCGCACGCAUAAUUAUAUUCCACUACGCAAUCCAUUGCAACCCAAGCCUCGUUUGACACCCGCUCAACGCAUCAAGAAUCAUCUGGCUACGUAUGACAAACGGCUUCCAGCGCCCAAUCACCAUCAUCCAGAGCAGAUCCAAAAGCGACCCAUCGAUGGCAAAACAAAGUCCGAGCUUAAACGUCGCAUACAAACACUUAACAGCACCGCCAACAAGGUGCAUUACAACACCUCCGAAAUGAAUUCCCUCAACUUGAACUAUCUGGAACGCGUUCCCGCCUUGUAUGAAAUGGUGCCAUACGUGGACACGAGACGCAAAGAGUGCACAUCCCUGAUUUUCAAACGCAACUGCUCUCAGGCCGCGACGAUCAAAGUGGAAGGGGAACACAUCAGGCGCAAUGAGCAGAUUGCUAGAAAACAAGAGCAGAAUCGUGAUCGACAUGACAAGAUCAUUGAGGAGAUGUUGGCACUAAAUGUAGAUGGCUUUGCCCAGGCCAUAGUUGAGCUUGGCGAUUGCAUUACGCAGUUGGUUCAGGAGCAGUCAGCGAAUGCGAGCGCUACCGAUAUUGGACUUGACAUAUUCUACCAUGUGGUGGAUAAUAUGAAUGACACGACAAUGAAGUUUCCGCCCACCAAUGACUGUUACUCCCAUAUGCUGGAAGAACUGGGCGUAUUUAUUCAAGCGGAGCAAGCGGCACACGGUUUGAAAGUGCUCAAAUUGGCGCUGCAGCGCGGCGAUCUUGUAGAGCUGCUAUCUGGCGUCUUUGUGCCCUGCCGCACCGAUGCCCAGCACUUUUUGGAAAUGUACAAUUUCCUCAUCGAGUCCCAUUUGAAGCGGUGCGAUACCAAAAUUCUCUUUGUGCUGCUCUCCAAAUUUGAUCUGCUCUCAUGGCUAGAAACGUAUCAGCCCAAAUUAAGUGAAAUCAAUCGACUUCUGAUGCUGGUUCUUCAGGGCCUAGAGUCCUGGUCACAGCCAGACAGCAGUCUGUUGCAGGAUCAGUUCCGUCGCCAGCUGGUGCACAUCUUUACCUACGAUUUUCCGCAGCAUUAUGGCGAAGUUAUGCAGCUGGUGCUGGAUCGCAUCUCCGACCAGAAACUGAUGCCCGUGGUGCUGCUAGAUUUGCUCAACGCACUGCUUUCAAGCGCCAAUAGCCCCACGCUAGCAUUGCAGAGCAGCGAGACACUGCUCCAUGAGUUGGCCGUGGACUUUGCUCGACGCCAGAAACUGUUCACGCUGAAGGCAGCGACGGAUACGUUGCUGCUGUUUGCACGCCACUUUCAGAAGGAGCGACUGCAUCACGGACUGCAUGGCUUGUAUCCCAAACACAAGGAAUACUGCCAGCCGCUGGUCAUGUGGUUCACCUGCUUUUCUCACGUGUUGCUCGCUUCCGCCAUUUGCAGCUAUCAGGAACUACUAGCAGAUCAGAUAAGCGACAUUGUCUUUGGAUCCAUUGUGGAGACCUAUGCUCCUUGGCUUAUUCCCUACACAGAAAACACGGAAAUUGGAGCUGGCGCCGCAGCUCAUUGGAUACGCCAGUUGAGUCCAGAGCAAGGCAAGAUACUGCUGCCUUGGAGCGAGGCUCAAGUGGACAGCAGCAAGCUCAUGAUCCGUUCGUUCAUUGUGAGUGUACUGCAGGUGGUACAAUAUCUGCCAUCCUCAAAUAAAAUACUGGAGCACAGCUUCGCCUGGUAUGUGCAUCACUUUGCCCAGCCCAAUGUAGCCAGGCAUGUGUUAUCGCCGCUGCACGAGGGUUUGGCUCAGCUACCCUGGGAACGUUUCCUGCCGCCGGCCAAGCACAUUGAGCUGCUGUAUGAUAGCUUGCAACGCUUUGUGCCCGAAUCACAUGCUAUGCUGGGACACAUCUUUAUCAGAAUCGAUUGGAAUGCUUGGUUUGGUCAGAUGCCGCAAUCGCCAGAAAUUCUCUCACGACUCUUUGGAAUCUUUAUAAAGAUGGCAUUCGAACCGAACAUUCAUAUGCAUCCCAAUACGAGCAAGAUACUCGAGGAUGCCGUCAAGUAUCCCUGGCAUCUUGUAGAGUACAGCGAACUAGAGAAGCUGUUCAAAUGGUUCGUGUCCACCGUGGAACCUGCCAUUGUGCUAAAACUACCCAACGAAAGCAACUACGCAGAUCGAGCAGUUCUGGAUCUGCUACGCAUCGCCUGCGCCAUGCUGCCGGAGAGCAGCGCCCAAAGUGCCUUAGUGCAGGCAACAGCCAAGCGCAUGCUCUACACGCGAUCCAUCGUUCGCAUGCAGCGUGUCUGCGGAGCCAAGCACACCAAACUGAUGGCCACCAAGGAGGGACAACGCAGCUUUACCAAUGCCUUUCUGCAACUGCUACAAUCCAUUGAUCAGGCCAUUAGCGGCGUCAGUGAGCAUCGCACGCCGGAGGAACAGCGUCGAGAGGCUCUGAAUCUGAUGUUGGAACUUGUGGCGCCCACGCAGACACAAAGCGAGGAGAUAUCCAAUCUUCACAUUCAAACGUUAGUGCGCUGGCAACAACAUUGUGCACCAGCGAAUCCAGUCAUGUGUGCCGCGCUACCAGCAAUUGGACAUCUCAAUACGUAUAUAUCGAGCAUAUACAUGCUGCUGGAGUCCAGCAUCGAAUGCUAUUUCCGCAAGUCUACAGAGAACGCGCCGUGGCAUGCUCCCAGCUGGCAAGGAUUGUUUGAGGCGCUGCAAAUGUCGUUGCCAAAGCUGGAGCUGAUGCCGGUGCUGCAGGGCGGUUACUUUUUUUCACUGCACGUCUUUGUGCUUUAUAAACUGGAGGAAAUCGAGACGGAUGGCGAGAAAAUCACUUUUCUACAGGAUGUCACGCAAUUGCUGGAGAAUCUAAAAACCGAUCCACAAACCGAACCGCGUAUGGCUCUCGUUUGGGGUCUGAUCAUCUCGCGUGGCUGCCAGAUACUGCAGACUUCGCAGCUAAUUAAGAAACCACUUUGCAUGCUUGCACGACACCUGCAGAUAGCCUCAACUAAAGCAGAAGGGUGGAGCGAUGGACUGCUGGGAGUAAUUGGCCUGAAAUCGGAAAACAUUACCAAUAGACGCAAAGUAUUGACACGUUGCCUAGCAUGCAUCAUAUUUUCGCUGUUCCCCGCCAGUCGUGACCUGAAGUUGCCCAGCGAGGAGUACGAAAGCGGCAUGCGGGAGUUGGCCAUGUUGUUGGCCAACAAAAAGUUCACCGAUGUUAAGCCGCUGAUUGUUCGCGCCGUAAGCAUCAUGAAGGAACAACCGCUGCCUGAUCUGCAAGCUGUGCCGCAUUUGAUCUGUCGCUUGAUCGAUGUAUUCUACGAGCAGAGCUUCCUGACGACAAUACCGGAGGUGUGGGACUGCAACUUUAAGCUUAAAGCUAACUAAUUAAUCAAAUAUCUUAUUUGGCAGCCAAUUGUGUUAUUUUGUAUAAGGGGAAAAUAAAGUGAUCAUUUUGUCUAUUAAUCAAUUAAAUCAAUUAUUUUGUA
Messenger RNA from Drosophila sulfurigaster albostrigata, 7633 nucleotides. RefSeq names its product ectopic P granules protein 5 homolog (gene Epg5). The record is from RefSeq and is a predicted model, not a curated record. Lineage: Eukaryota; Metazoa; Arthropoda; Insecta; Diptera; Drosophilidae. Gene Ontology annotation, cellular component: cytoplasm. Gene Ontology annotation, biological process: autophagosome maturation.